AUGAAUGUCAUCUUUUUCCUGCUCCUGAAUUUGCAGAAACUUGAAGAAGAUGUGCACUUUGCUGAUGUCACAGCUGCAGCCGCCCUGGACGACAAGAUAGUUGGAGACGACCAGUGUGAAGCCCAUUCUCAGCCCCGGCAGGCGUCCCUCAAUAUCGGCUAUCAUUUCUGCGGAGGCUCUCUCAUUAACGACCAGUGGAUCAUCUCUGCUGCCCAUUGCUGGCAAAACCCUUAUUCACAGAUUGCCAUUUUGGGUGAGAAUCACAUCUGGAUGCAUGAAGGUACUGAGCAGUUCAUGGCUGUUGAUGCCAUCUACUGGCACGGGAGUUACGAUUACCAGACCUUCGACUAUGACAUCAUGCUGAUGAAACUGGCACAUCCAGUGGCAAUCAAUGAGUAUGUGAAGCCUGUUGCUCUGCCCAAAGCCUGUCCCUCACCUGGAGACAUGUGCAUGGUGUCUGGAUGGGGGAACAUCUACACUGAUCAAGUGUUCAAUCCAUUUUACCUCCAGUGUGUGGAAGUGGCCAUACUGUUCGACAAGGAAUGUGAGAACUCCUACCCCGGCAUGAUCACUGAGCGUAUUGUGUGUGCAGGAUAUCUGGGGGGAGGCAAGGAUGCUUGUCUGGGUGACUCCGGCGGCCCUCUGGUGUGUAAUGGAGAGCUGCAGGGAAUAGUGUCUUGGGGUCAGGGCUGCACUCAACCCAACUACCCGGGUGUUUACACCAAAGUUUGUGCUCUCAUGCCCUGGAUCAACGAGAUUCUUUCCAGAUACAGCUAAGGCUGUGAUCUCAUUUUACGAAACAACAGGAAGAAGAGGAAAUUAGGGGAAAUAAACGGAGGCAUAAAUAAUCAGGAGGAUGUUGAAGAUGGUUCAGAAAAAAAAAAAAGAGCAGUAGAGCAGAAAAGCUGCUAUUGGUAGAAUGAAUCAUUUAAAACCAGUGAGAUUCAAACAUGCAUACAUCAGAAUAAUCAGACAAUGGCUGAAUUGAGCUAACUGUAAACAGAAUGUGCAUAUCUCAAUGGUGGUCUUUUGUUUAACAAUAGCUCUGCUUUUCUUCAUUAAUCUGAUGAAUUUGAAUCUGUUUUGACAAUAUCAAAGAGAAACGGUUUUAUCUCUACCAACAAGAAGUUAAUUUGUUUUUAAAAUCCAUAUUUGGUAUCAGAAGAUCACUUUGAAUUUACUUUUUGCUAAUUUGGGACAUUUUACUGAACAAGACCCACACUAUUCUGCUGCUGCAACAUCCAUAAAGAGAAAAAAAAAAUCCAUCUGUCAUUUUUUUUCCACCCUUUUUGCCAUAAGUGGAGUCUAAAAGCCUUCUACUUUGAAGCUUUCCUCAACCAAACAAAUAAAGAUAAGUGCUGCUUUCUGCGCUC
Messenger RNA from Poecilia latipinna (sailfin molly), 1373 nucleotides. RefSeq names its product trypsin-2-like. The transcript has 5 exons. Gene Ontology annotation, molecular function: serine-type endopeptidase activity. Bases 1 to 777 code for a protein of 258 amino acids. Gene Ontology annotation, biological process: proteolysis. Lineage: Eukaryota; Metazoa; Chordata; Actinopteri; Cyprinodontiformes; Poeciliidae. The record is from RefSeq and is a predicted model, not a curated record.